AUGGACGAUGCUCAGCUCAGCGCCAUCCAGCGGAAAAUGACAAAGGACCAUAAGAGCGCAACCAAUCUCGCUUUCACCGCACUCCUUGGUCUGAGAAAAAUCGGUCCAUUUCUGGGACAGCGUCCUGCUCUUCUCAGGCUCGCUCGCGUCGCACAGGCAUGGAUGGGCAUAUUCAAAUGGAGUGUCUAUCUAUUCUCUGGACGCAUCGAGAGUGCAGACAAAAGCGAUCCACGACGAAGGGCAUCUAUUGACGUGUUAUCUGCCUGCUGGUGCGCCGUAGGACAAUACGACUCAAUACGAGAAACUAUGGUCAGCACUCCUGCGACGAUCGAAAUUGCGACAAGAUGUUGGCUCGAAGAGGAUGACGGCCCCAUCCCAUCUCACGUGGAUGCGCCCGUCGGUACCUGCGUGCUCGGAAAUCUGCUCAAGCAUGCUACGUCCGCGCAGCUCGACAGGGUCCUCAAAAUGACCGGCGGGAAGGCAGACGAGAUCGCAAAAUUGGCGAUAUCCCACCUCCGGGGCGCGCUGACGAUGCGACCCGUGAAUGCAACCCGUUUGGUGAUCUACCUCGACUUUAUCAAUUCGCUGUCCCGCGUCGGUACACACCCGCUGCGCUACGCCCUCCUCGGCGCGAACGUGAUUUGCCCAUUCUUCGACAAGUUGGAUCCGGACGACCUCGAGAUGGUCCUCGGCGUCCUUGGUGACAUCCUACCCCGAUACUGCGUCUACCGCAGCGUCAUCCAGACGAUGGAUGAGCCGAUGAGGAAGAUUGACGGCGGUGCGCAGAAGGAACGCGUGAUGAGGAGCAUCGCAAAGGAUGUGUGGUUUAAGUUCUUCAAGCUUGUCCGUGUAAGGGUGCUGGUCCUGUGGGAGGCCGACACGCACAAAGGCAAACACAUCAUAUGUGAUAAUGUCAAGGAAUGCCAGGCUAUCGCAUGGAAGGAAGGCGAUCACAAGAAUAUGUGCAAAAUGAAGCAGCGUGAGCGAAUGGAGGGUAAAUCGAACCCGAUACCUAAGCGCGAUAUUGCCCUUUUCCACCAGCUCUCGAUGCACCACGCACGCACGCACCUCCCGCGCUUGCGGCGCCGCGCUGUGGCCGAGUUCAGCACAGUGCCACGGCACCGCUUGGUUAUCUGUAUCGACUACACCGUGCAGCCCGCCGUGUACUCGUUGCGGCCGCUCGAUACAUACAACACGGGGCAGACGUCUGGGACCGCAAACACCGAGGCGCGCAACGACGCGUUGAUCGAGGGAGUGCGCGAGAACCCAGAGCGAUACGCACUUAUCGAGUCCAAGAUCGCGUGUGGGCGGAGCCCGCAGUGCGUGCUCACGCUCGCAACGGGCGCGUUCUGGGAGUGGAUGGCGGAGCAGGAUUCUCGCUCGGAUAGCGCGGACGUGGACGACGACUCGGAUUUCGAGGACAAGAUGAACGAUGCGAGGGACGUGCUGAAGGCGUUCGUUCUAAAUAUGGAGGGACAUCUGCCACCAGAGCAGAGCGCGAUCAUCGUCGCGGACUUGGAAGCUGCCCACCUCAAGGAAUCAGAUGCGGAAGCCUACAUACGAAGAAUACCCACCGCGGAGAACAAUGAAUGCCUCACAUGUCUUACGAGAGCGAAGUUCAACAGGAAUCCCAGGGGUUUUAUCGCAGCGGCGCGAAAAGGAUCGGAGACUGAGAUCUACUUUUUAGCGGCACAUCUCUCGGACAUCUUGGACUACAUCAAUCCAGAUGACGCGCUCGACAUAUUCCUCCUGCACAUCGCCGAUGACCGUAUCCCCACUUCUCUUGGUGAUCGACAUUCGAGGCAAGCCGAUAUAGCACUUUGGUCAAUCAUGGGUCUCGGCAGUGCGGUCCUGUGUUUCUCGGAUAAGUCUCCGUCAUUGCGCCGCGUGAUUGAUGCAUGGCCGAGCAUCUUGAACUGGACCGAGUUUUUCUUGAGAACUAGAAUGUCGAAUAUCGGGAAUAAUAACCUCUACAAGCGAGUGGCCCUCGACCAACUUGGAGGAUGCUGGCACACACUCACCUCUCUCCCUUCGAUCCUUGACACCAUGAGAAGCUCACCUACGACUCUGGAUGUUGUGAUGAGGUGCUGGAUAGAAGACGAAGAGACGACAAGCAUCAAUGGACCCCUCUGGUCCACCACGCUCGCAAAGCUUUUGGGCGAGAACGUGGAUCCUGAGCACCUGGACAGAAUCGUCAAGGCGGCGAGAGGCAGGGCGGAUUUGAUCGCCACUUAUGUCCUGUCGCGACUGAGAAUCGCCACAAGUGCGACCCCGGUCAAUCCACGUCACAUUACUGCGUUCGUUCAUUUAAUCGGCAGCAUCUCCUGUGUACAGGACAGCCCAUUGAGUGAUGCCUUGCUCGGGGGGAAUGCCAUAUGGUAUGUGACGAAAGCUCUCCUUAUCAUCUCGAUCAUGGUGAACACAAAGGGGACAAAAGCAUGUGCGGAGGCGAUGAUGAUGUGCUUCCUGUACUUAUCCUGCUCCUUGGAAAAGACAGACGGCGCCGCUUGGGUCUUGCAGGCACUGGAGGCGGGACUACUCUCUGCAUUCGUCAACUGCAGUCAGCACUUCUCAAAACUCAGUGGCGACAAGGAGGACAUCGUCGAUGUCAAGGAUGUGCUCAGCAUCAUCGAGUCCAUCAUCCCACAAUAUCUAGUUUACCGCUCAAUCAUUGAGGAGGCAGACGCAGCCGUAACGAAGAUCAACCGCGGUCCGCAGAAAGAGAGGGUAAUGAAAAGCAUCGCCAAGGAUAUCUGGGAGAGAUUCUCCGCGCUUGUUGAAGAGAGAGCUACGAUCGUCCGACAGGCCGAUGCGUGGACGGGCCUGCGUAUAGUCUGUGAUUAUAUCAAGGAAUGCCAAGCCAUUGGUUGGAUAGGAGGCCACAAGAACGCUUGUGAACGCAUACGUCAGGAACGUAUGGAGGGUAAACCCAAUCGGUUGAGCAAGUCAGACAAUAUGUUUCUCCACCAAAUCGCGACGUGCUACGCGCGAAAUAAUCUACCCGUACUGCACGAGAUGGCUGAGACCGACUACAGCUCGACCCCGAGGUCGCAUCUAGUCAUUCGCAUCGAUUUCACUACUCAACCCGUGAGGUUUACCCUGUGCCCCCUGGCCGAGUACGAGGUUGAGCCAACGCCUGAAUCCAUAGUGGUGGAAACGCAGAACGAGACCAUACUGGCAGGCGUCAAGGAGAAUAUGGGCAGUUUUUGCGGCUGGAUACAGGUCCAUUGGAAGAGAGAAUCCAUUUACCAGAAGCCUGUUGAACAUACUGUGGAACUGGCGGCACCCUCGGCUACUAGGAUGCGUUUCUACGCGCAGUCCUCUACAUGUGUAAUUUCCGAUGGCAUCUGUCUCACAUUUAUGUCUGAAGAACCUUAG
Messenger RNA from Postia placenta MAD-698-R-SB12, 3378 nucleotides. RefSeq lists its product as hypothetical. The record is from RefSeq and is a predicted model, not a curated record. Lineage: Eukaryota; Fungi; Basidiomycota; Agaricomycetes; Polyporales; Adustoporiaceae. The coding region runs from base 1 to 3378 and encodes 1125 amino acids. The transcript is spliced from 12 exons.